AUGUCGAACGUUUUCUUCCCAUACUCCAAGGCGCCGCUGCGCACCGUUAAGGAGAUUCAGUUCGGCCUCUUCGCCCCGGAGGAAAUCAAGCGCAUGAGCGUUGUCCAUAUCGAGUACCCUGAGACCCUGGUUGGUAAUCCAAAGAAACACGACGCCAUCGCAGCGAGACUAACCGCAUCCCAGGAUGAUCAACGCCAGCGUCCACGAACCAAGGGCAUCAAUGACCCGCGCUUGGGCACGAUCGACCGCCAGUACAACUGCGAGACUUGCGAGGAAGGCCCCAAGGAAUGCCCUGGGCAUUUCGGUCACAUCGAACUCGCUUCUCCUGUUUUUCACAUCGGUUUCCUGACCAAGAUCAAGAAGCUGCUGGAGACUGUGUGCCACAACUGUGGAAAGAUCAAGGCCAACACGGCCGAUUCCAAGUUCUUGGAAGCUCUUCGGAUGCGUGACCCGAAACGACGCUUCGACCAUAUUUGGAGACUCUCCAAGGAUGUGUUGAUCUGCGAAGCCGAUCCUCCUCCGGAUGACGAUGAAUUCUCGAAGGACUCGCAGAAGGGACGCUCUCACGGUGGGUGUGGCAACGCCCAGCCGACGGUGCGCAAGGAAGGAAUCACCCUGGUUGGCACCUGGAAGCCUUCUAAGAGCAUGAUGGAGGAAGAGAUGGCACAGCCCGAAAAGAAGGUCAUCACUCCUGCGAUGGCCCUGCAGAUCUUCCGGAACAUCUCUCACGAGGAUGUUCGUAUCAUGGGCCUGAGCAAUGACUAUGCCCGCCCGGAAUGGAUGGUUCUCACGGUUCUCCCCGUCCCCCCCCAACUCGUUGUCAUGGGUGCCACUAGUGGUGCUCGCGGUGAAGAUGAUCUGACCUACAAGCUUGCGGAAAUCGUGCGCGCCAACCAAAACGUCCAGCGAUGCGAACAGGAAGGCGCCCCGGAACACGUCGUGCGCGAAUUCGAGUCCCUGCUCCAGUACCACAUCGCCACGUACAUGGACAACGAUAUUGCCGGUCAGCCCAAGGCCAUGCAGAAGGGAAAUCGCCCUGUCAAGGCUCUUCGCAGCCGUCUCAAGGGUAAGGAAGGUCGUCUGCGCCAGAACUUGAUGGGCAAACGUGUGGACUUCUCCGCCCGUACUGUCAUCACUGGUGAUCCGAACCUGUCGCUGGACGAGGUCGGUGUGCCCAUCUCGACCGCCAAAAUCUUGACCUAUCCGGAGGUGGUGACUCCGUACAAUAUCGAGAAGCUGCAGUGGCUGGUUUCCAACGGACCGAACUUGCACCCUGGUGCCAGGUACAUUGUCCGGGACAACGGCGAGCGCAUUGACCUUCGCCAUGCGAAGCGUGCCGGUACCCAGCAACUGCUGUAUGGCUGGAAAGUCGAACGCCACCUUGAUGACGGGGAUGUGAUUCUGUUCAACCGUCAACCUUCGCUUCACAAGGAAUCCAUGAUGGGUCACCGUGUCCGCGUCAUGCCGUUCUCUACGUUCCGAAUGAAUCUUUCCGUCACUUCUCCUUACAACGCUGAUUUCGAUGGUGACGAAAUGAACUUGCACGUCCCGCAGGGCGAGGAGUCUCGUGCGGAGCUUUCCGAGCUCGCCUUGGUUCCCAAGAACAUCGUGUCCCCUCAGCGGAAUGGUCCCCUCAUGGGUAUUGUGCAGGAUACCCUCUGCGGUGUCUACAAGAUCUGCCGCCGCGAUACGUUCCUUUCCAAGGAGCAGGUCAUGAACAUCAUGCUGUGGGUUCCGGAUUGGGAUGGUGUCAUCCCUCCACCCGCUAUUCUGAAGCCGCGUCCGCGGUGGACUGGAAAGCAGAUGAUCAGCAUGGCAUUCCCGUCUGGUCUCAACUUGCUGCGUGUCGAAAAGGACAACUCUCCCCUCUCCGAGAAGUUCAGUCCGCUUACUGACGGUGGCCUCCUUAUCCACGGUGGCCAGCUGAUGUACGGAAUGCUUUCCAAGAAGACCGUCGGCGCGAGCGGCGGAGGUGUCAUCCACACCAUCUUCAAUGAGUAUGGACCGGACACUGCUGUCAACUUCUUCAACGGCACACAGACGAUCGUCAACUACUGGCUGUUGCACAACGGUUUCAGUAUCGGUAUCGGCGAUACGAUCCCUGACUACAACACGAUCCAAAAGAUCGAGGAGGCUGUGCGUGAGCGGAAGAAGGAAGUCGAGUCGAUCACUGCCAGUGCGACUGAAAACACCUUGGAGGCUCUGCCUGGUAUGAACGUACGUGAGACUUUCGAGAGCAAGGUCUCGCGUGCUCUGAACAAUGCCCGUGACGAAGCUGGUGCUGCGACCGAGAAGAGUUUGAAAGAUCUCAACAAUGGUAUCCAGAUGGCGCGCUCCGGUUCCAAGGGGUCCACCAUCAACAUCUCCCAGAUGACUGCCGUGGUGGGACAACAAUCCGUCGAGGGCAAGCGUAUUCCUUUCGGUUUCAAGUACCGCACUCUACCGCAUUUCACCAAGGACGACUACUCGCCCGAGUCGCGUGGCUUCGUUGAGAACUCGUAUCUCCGUGGUCUGACCCCGACUGAAUUCUUCUUCCACGCUAUGGCUGGUAGAGAAGGUCUCAUCGAUACAGCUGUCAAGACAGCCGAGACAGGUUACAUUCAGCGUAAGCUGGUCAAGGCUCUUGAAGAAGUCAUGGUCAAAUACGACGGAACCGUGCGCAACUCCCUGGGUGACAUUAUUCAGUUCAUCUACGGUGAAGAUGGUCUGGAUGGUGCGCACAUUGAGAAUCAGCGUGUCGACGUCAUCCGAUGCUCCGAUGAGAAAUUCAGAGACCGCUUCCGCGUGGAUGUCAUGGAUCCGGAGCGAUCUCUCGGCCCGGAGGUGUUGGAGCAAUCGACUGAAAUUGCGGGUGACAUUGAGGUUCAGAGAUACCUCGACGAAGAAUGGGAGGCGCUCCUUAAGGACCGCGCUUUCCUCCGCACCGUGGCUAAGGAGGACGAAGAAAUGAUGCAGCUGCCAAUCAACAUCCAGAGAAUCCUGGAGAUGGCCCGCUCGACUUUCCGAAUCCGCGAAGGCACCAUCAGUGACCUGCAUCCCGCCGAGGUUAUUCCUCAGGUUCAGGCUCUGCUUGAUCGUUUGCUGGUUGUCCGUGGUAACGAUGAAAUCUCGCGUGAAGCCCAGGAUAAUGCGACCCUUCUGUUCAAGGCGCAACUUCGCAGCCGACUUGCCUUCCGGCGAUUGGUCACCGAGUACUCACUCAACAAGCUUGCUUUCCAGCACGUGCUUGGUGCCGUUGAGAACCGCUUCGCUCGUGCGGGGGCUAACCCUGGCGAAAUGGUCGGUGUCCUUGCAGCUCAGUCGAUUGGUGAGCCCGCUACUCAGAUGACCCUCAACACCUUCCACUUUGCCGGUGUCUCGUCCAAGAACGUCACCCUUGGUGUGCCGCGUCUCAAGGAAAUUCUCAACGUCGCCACGAACAUCAAGACCCCGUCCAUGACUGUUUACCAGCAGGGUGCGAAGACCUAUGACAAGGAGGGUGCGAAGCAACUGCGCAGCGUCGUCGAGCACACCAGUUUGCGCUCUGUCACGCAGGCCACUGAGAUCUACUACGAUCCCGACAUUCAGACCACUGUCAUCGAGAACGAUCGGGAUAUGGUCGAGUCAUACUUCAUCAUUCCCGAGGACGCUGCCGAUAAUGCAUCCCAGCAGUCCAGGUGGUUGCUCCGUAUCGUCCUUAGCCGCCCCAAACUGCUUGACAAGGGCCUUACGGUGCAGGACGUUGCCACCAAGAUCAAGCAGGCUUAUCCGAGGGAUAUCGCCGUCAUCUUCAGUGAUAACAACGCCGAUGAGCAGGUUAUUCGUAUUCGUCAGAUCCAAGACUACAAGGACGAUGAAGAUGACGAUGUCGAAUACGAUGUCACUCUCAAGAAGCUUGAACAGCACCUUCUCGAUACUUUGACCCUUCGUGGUGUUCCUGGUGUUGAGCGUGCCUUCAUCAAUGAGAAGAGCAAGGUGCGCGUUCUGGAGGACGGCACGCUUAUCGCGAGCAAGUCAGAUCCCCUAUGCAAGGAAUGGGUUCUCGAGACCAGUGGUUCAUCUCUGGGUGCGGUCCUUGCGAUCCCUGGUGUAGAUUCCACGCGCACAUACUCCAAUCAGUUCAUUGAGAUCUUUGAAGUGUUUGGCAUCGAAGCUGCUCGUACCGCUGUGCUUCGGGAGUUGACCCAGGUGCUUGCCUUUGACGGUUCCUAUGUUAACCAUCGUCACUUGGCCCUUUUGGUCGAUGUGAUGACUGUGCGCGGCUACCUGACUCCCGUUACUCGUCAUGGUAUCAACCGCGCGGACAAUGGUGCAUUGAUGCGCUGCUCGUUCGAAGAGACUGUGGAGAUUCUCUUGGAGGCUGCCGCUUUCGGAGAGCUCGACGACUGCCGUGGUGUGUCGGAGAACCUGAUCCUUGGUCAGAUGGCGCCCGCUGGAACGGGAGAGUUCGACGUUUAUCUGGACCAGACUCUGCUCAACACGGUUGUCUCGAACAACGCACGCUUCGGUCUCAUGGGAGCGAUCGGUGCCAAGGACGCCAUCAUACCCGAUGGUGCUGCCACUCAGUACGACUCUGCUUCGCCCAUGGCAAGCACUCCCUACAUGGCCGAUGGCGAUCCGGAUGCCAGCUUCUCGCCUAUCCGGCAGGCCGAGUCUCAGGCUCCUGGUGGGUUCACCGACUAUCAGCCCUCUGGUGGCUUUGGUGGAUUCAGCCCGGGUGCUCGCAGCCCUGGCGGCUAUUCUCCGAGCAGUCCGUUCAACACCAGCCCUACUUCGCCGGGCUACUCUCCUUCGUCGAGUUACUCCCCGACUUCUCCUGGAAUGGGCAUGACGAGCCCCCGCUUCAUGACUUCGCCAGGGUUCUCGCCUGCAAGCCCGUCGUUUGCGCCAACUUCCCCGGCCUACUCGCCCACUUCGCCCGCCUAUGGCCAGGCGUCGCCCACUUCGCCGUCGUACUCUCCGACGUCGCCUGGGUUCUCACCCACUUCGCCCAACUACAGUCCUACGUCGCCCAGCUUCAGCCCGACCUCGCCGGCUUUCAGCCCGACGUCCCCCAGCUACAGUCCCACCAGUCCUGCGAUUGGUGGUGCUGGCCGCGGACUGUCCCCUACUUCCCCAACUUCCCCCAAGUACACGCCAACCUCUCCUGGUUGGUCUCCUACGAGUCCGCAGUCUUACUCGCCUACUUCUCCCAACUUUUCUGGUUCUCCGACGUCUCCAGGAUACAGCCCGACCUCUCCGGCUUACAGUCCUACGUAA
Penicillium lagena is the source of this 5238-nucleotide messenger RNA. RefSeq names its product DNA-directed RNA polymerase II subunit RPB1. The record is from RefSeq and is a predicted model, not a curated record. The transcript is spliced from 4 exons. The coding region runs from base 1 to 5238 and encodes 1745 amino acids. NCBI's taxonomy places the organism in Eukaryota, Fungi, Ascomycota, Eurotiomycetes, Eurotiales, Aspergillaceae. Gene Ontology annotation, cellular component: RNA polymerase II, core complex. Gene Ontology annotation, biological process: transcription by RNA polymerase II. Gene Ontology annotation, molecular function: DNA binding.